AUGUGUGGUGGAGAGGCAAAAGAAGUUGUGCUUGACUCGGCCACCGGGGACUUCUAUGUGUUUAAUUUCAAGACGGACCGGUGGGUAGCGGAAGGAAACGUGGGGAUCCAGAAGAGCUGCGGUGGAAUGGGAGGGGUUGCUGCCGCGAUUCUGGCCGAUGCGGCCGGUGGCCAGGGUCACGGUUGUGAGCAAAAGUUUCCUGUCAACGAGCUGCUCGGGGUGAGACGCAGCGUCCAGAGCGCAGCGGACAUCAGCUCGAAGACGCUGCAACGCCCGAAGACCCCCAGGAGAGUACACGUUACAGGUGUUGCUGACGUUCUCGGCCAGACUCACCGACAAAUGGGCCACAGAUCUCAGCACAGCCAGCGCUCUUGGCGACGAAAGGGACGCAAAUGUACCUCUUCUGGUCUUGUUCUUGUAGGUGGGGAAGAGAUACCUGACACGUUUUGCACUGGGCUGACCACACACCCGAUACGUGGCUGGUGCCGCGCCGGUCUUGCUACAACCCUCGACAGGUUUCAGAGCGAGGUGCUCGUCCGAGUGCGUCCGAAGAGCGUCCAACAUCGCUUCUUGAAGCACGUGCACUGCGGCGAGUUUAUCGCGUGGAGCCCGGGGAAGUGGAGCAUCGGCGAAGCAACCGCCGCGCGCUGCAGACAGACGUUCACCGUGCUGGCAGCGUCGAACAGGGCAGGGCCAGAGGUGGUAGAGGUCGGCAACUGCUUGGCCACCAGAUUCAACGUUCGGCACGGGUACCAGCACUCCACUGGUCUACUGCAGGCGUUCGUGGAGGACAAGCACAUCCUUAUCAGGGACGAAAACCGGAUAGAUCGAGGGAGCGAGUUCGUGAUGAACGGGAUGCACACAGCCGACGACUUCGACGGUAUGUCCGUCAGGAGUUCUCACAAGCAAGCGGCGGCGGCGGCAGAAGCUGCCGCCGGGUAUGCAUCAGAGAGAAGAUCAUCAAGGCGGCGUCUGCCCCAGGGUAAUAACAGAGAGGCGACGACCACUCCUUGCAAGAGGGCCGUUCCGUUUCCCCGUCGACCACAGCCGGCGGAGAAGCCGCGCUUUGCCCCACCGCAAUCCACCAGAGCGAUUCGAGUUUCUUCUGCCACCUCGGAAAGGCUCGGGAGGACGAAGGAUAAUGACCCAUCGGUGUUGGUCGGCAACGCCACUUGUAUCGGCGGGGAGGCUACGGGUGGGGGAUGCGGUGGUGGUGAUAGUCACUGCGGAGCCCGGACAACAGGAUUGGCAACCACUGGCGAGUCUACGCUCCCUCGAGGAACGGAAGACAAUGUAGACCGCCGUCAUGAUGAGCAAGGGAAAAUAAGGAGGCAGCAAGAACAGUAUCAUCCACAACAUGAUACAAGCGGGGGCGGUGCCGAAAAUGGUACGACCAGAACCAGAGACGAUGAUACGCUGUCCCGGGUGAGGUCGCCUGAGAACACCUCAGAACCCGCUUCGUGCAUUAGGUCAAGAAAGGCUCGCUCCGUCGCGGGCGGUGGGGGGGAGAGACGCCGGGAUGUGGCGGUGGGAUCGGUGGUCAGGGUCCCCGGGCAAGAGCGCAGAAGGCCUUACAAUAACUUCCAUCGCUUCAGGAAGAUGGAGCGAGAAACGCGGAACGUGUUCUUCUCGCUGGGGUGCGGCAGCGGAAGCGGAAAAGGCUGCGAAGGGGUAGCUGGUGAAAACAAGGCUCGUGAUACAUCGCGAGGCGCCGGGGCUGACGGCAACGCUAUCAAUGUCAAGCGAUUUUCGGCCAAAUUCGGGAGAAAGGAAGCGUGGACCCCGAUGCCUGAACCGGAGAUCAGAACGCAAGGCCCCUACUUGGGUAAGAACGGGUGUGCGUCGUCUACAAAGACCACAAGCUUGAACCCACGACACUUGUUGACGAACCCCAAGCGCUGGAAGUUUUCCGGGUCGAAGGUAGGCAACGUGGUACUGCAGCAGGCGAUAAAGCUGUAG
Messenger RNA from Ectocarpus siliculosus, 1959 nucleotides. NCBI's taxonomy places the organism in Eukaryota, Phaeophyceae, Ectocarpales, Ectocarpaceae. The record is from the annotation of a GenBank genome assembly.